AUGUCUAGUGAUCCUGAAAGAACUCAAACUCCAUUAAUUUUUGCUCCUAAAACCUACCAAUAUGAUAAAUCUACAUUGGAUGAGUCACAAUUAGAGAAAGAUCCAAUCGAUCAGUUCAAAAAAUGGUUCGAAGAUGCAAGAAAUGAUCCAACUGAAACGAUUCCAGAAUGCAUUACUUUCUCAUCUGCUGAAUUACCAUCUGGUAGAGUCUCCUCUCGUGUCUUAUUAUUUAAAGAAUUAGAUCAUAGGGGUUUUACUAUUUACUCAAAUUGGGGUACUUCAAGAAAGGCUAAAGAUAUCAAAUCUAAUCCAAAUGCUGCAAUUAAUUUCUUUUGGAAAAACUUGCAAAGACAAGUUCGUGUAGAUGGGAUUACUGAACAUGUUAACAGAGAAACCUCUGAACGUUACUUUGCUACCAGACCUCGUGGUUCUAAAAUUGGUGCUUGGUCAUCACCUCAAUCUCAUGUUAUUAAAAAUAGGGACGAAUUGAAUGAAUAUAAAACUAAAAAUGAGGAGAGAUUCAAGGACGUCAAAGAUGCCGACAUACCAUGUCCAGAUUACUGGGGUGGUUUAAGAGUUGUUCCAUUGGAAGUAGAAUUCUGGCAAGGAAGAGAUUCUCGUCUACAUGACAGAUUCCUAUACAGAAGAAAUUCUCCAGAAGAUCCUUGGGAAGUUGUUAGAUUAGCACCAUAA
This is a messenger RNA of Henningerozyma blattae CBS 6284, 693 nucleotides long. It is a transcript of the gene PDX3, whose product is annotated as pyridoxamine-phosphate oxidase PDX3. Gene Ontology annotation, molecular function: FMN binding; pyridoxamine phosphate oxidase activity. Gene Ontology annotation, biological process: pyridoxine biosynthetic process. The transcript has a single exon. The record is from RefSeq and is a predicted model, not a curated record. NCBI's taxonomy places the organism in Eukaryota, Fungi, Ascomycota, Saccharomycetes, Saccharomycetales, Saccharomycetaceae. The coding region runs from base 1 to 693 and encodes 230 amino acids.